AUGCGCAACCUGCAGGCAAACCAUCGCAAUCGAAAGCGAUUUUUAUGUAAUCCAGCUUUGUUGAGAGUUCUAUGGUUAUUAGGUAUUGGAAUAUUUGCACUUGUGAUUGGUGUCAUUGGUGCACUUUUGGGAUUCAUUGGUCUUCUUAAACAAGCACGAAGUCAUUUCUUUGAUCAUUUGGAGAAUCAAUGGGAAACGAAAUGUUUUGUUUUUCAACGAUUAACUGUUCCACAUCCAUGUUACAGUUGUAACAGUACCAAUUGUACAACAAAUAUCUGUUAUGAUGAAAAAUUCAAAGUGAGUUACAAAAUAUACGAUGAUUCAGAAAUCAUCAGUGCAAUCAAUGUUCGCGAUACAUCAAAUCCACAAAAUAUUCAAAUUGGAAAUGAGUACACGUGUUACUAUGAUCGAUUAUUUAAUUACCGAGAAGUUCAAUGGGAACAUACUCUACCAAAAUCACAAGCGCCAAUUAUUGCCACGGGAAUUUCUUUAAUCAUUAUUGCUACGUUAAUUCUCGCUUUGUUCGCAGUUUACGUUUGUUGGGUUGAACGACCUCGUUUAAAACGAUCGAAACGAAGAAACCAAAUGUUAAGACAUCUAUCCGGUGAACAUUAA
Adineta ricciae is the source of this 615-nucleotide messenger RNA. NCBI's taxonomy places the organism in Eukaryota, Metazoa, Rotifera, Eurotatoria, Adinetida, Adinetidae. The record is from the annotation of a GenBank genome assembly.